AUACAACUCGAGUUUAUCUUCACGUGAAAAAUAAGAGUAUAUGGUGGAGGAGAGAGGUAAGAGGAAGUGAAGUGAAUUAUUGUUUGGACUCAUGGGGGCAAGUGCAUCGUCGUUGGAGGAGUGCGAGGGGGGGUUUACUCUGGAGGGUAUGCUGGAGCAGACCAAUCGAAUGUUGCGUGAAGCGACGGAAGUUAUUAGUAAGUGUUUGCAGAUGGAGGAGAAUGAAUUGGAGGAUUUUGAGAAACGGGCGGUUACGCAGAUAGAGACAGCAUUCCAAACCAUUCAAGAAAAACUAUCCGAGAUAUCGAAGCGUGGAGCAAUAGCACGUGAGUGCAUCGAUCAAAAAGCAUCAGAAUUCUUAAAAAUCCGUACAACAAUGAAAAGUAACCUUCUUGACUGUUACAACAAGCACAAAAAAGCAGUUGAAAAAUUGAAAAAUGAACGUUCCUCCAUGCACAAUGAGGCGAGUCAAUUCAAGAACGAUGCACAAAAGAUGCUGGAGAGUUGUAUGACAAGUGAAGAUCGUCUCAAUUGUCUGAGAAGUAGUAUCGCUGAAUUGGCUAAACGAGGAAGUGAUCUAUUGAAAAAGUUCGAUGCACUAGUCAAACUAGAAACUGAGACACAAAUAAAAUGGGGUAAAUUGGUGGUUGAAUGCGACAAGAAAGCUAUAGAGGAUGCACAGAAGCAGGCAACUAAAAUCAUUGAGGAUAUCGUAAAAUGCUGUCUAGGUGCUGGAAAUACUCUGACCAAAUUAUAGAGGUGCCUCAACUUUUCUUCAUCUCGCACUAUGAUGAAGAGAACUGACAGGAGCAGGAUUCACUUUUUGUUAUGAUAAUUCUUCUUUGAAAAGUGCUUUUCUUCCCGAUGAUAGCUACAUUCAGAAUUUUAUUGCCGAUCCGAGAUGCUGCAGUACUUCAUGCAGGUCAGCGGACGUUAUGA
This is a messenger RNA of Diachasma alloeum, 939 nucleotides long. RefSeq lists its product as uncharacterized. Lineage: Eukaryota; Metazoa; Arthropoda; Insecta; Hymenoptera; Braconidae. The record is from RefSeq and is a predicted model, not a curated record. The transcript has 2 exons. Bases 92 to 757 code for a protein of 221 amino acids.